Messenger RNA from Brugia pahangi, 501 nucleotides. Lineage: Eukaryota; Metazoa; Nematoda; Chromadorea; Rhabditida; Onchocercidae. The record is from the annotation of a GenBank genome assembly.
AUGGAGCAUAGGCCAUUGCUACAGAGUGUAGCGAUUUUUAUCAGUAAACAACAAAAAGACCAGCAACAACGUGCUUCAAUCGAUCAAUUAGAAAUGUCACAUCGGAAGGAUCCCACAUUUCAAAGUUUUAUUGAUAUUUACAAGAUUUCCGAUAAUGCUAGGGAAUUUGCAAGCAACUUUGAACAAUAUCUUAGCUCAUGCUUACCAGCAUAUAUCUGGAUUGGAUUGAUGUUUUCGUUAACAUUAUGGGGCCUUAUGCAUGUAAUAGUUGGUACUAUUAAUAUACCAUUUUGUCCGUCACGCUCAAUGAUCCCGAUGUUUUUAAUUGUGAUGGGUUGUUUGUAUAUUCUUUGGAGUUUGUUGCGAAUCUAUGCUUUUUGGCCACGUCCACGUGCUGAUACGUUAGGCGUUGACUUGACAUGCAAAGCGCUUGAAGGAAUAAUGAUCGUAGCUAUACUUGUUUGGCUAUUUUCUGGUAAUUUUAAGGUUGCUGCAAAUUAA